Molecule: messenger RNA, 998 nt
Organism: Rosa chinensis
Lineage: Eukaryota; Viridiplantae; Streptophyta; Magnoliopsida; Rosales; Rosaceae
Product: U1 small nuclear ribonucleoprotein 70 kDa-like
Exons: 3
Coding region: 364-864 (166 amino acids)
Source: RefSeq, a predicted model, not a curated record
CUUGGUUAAAAAGUGAAAAACUCGCAAGAACCCCAAAACCUUCUUUGUUUAACUCAUCGUCGCACUUGCCCGUUUUCGAACCCAAAACCAAAAUCUCUUCACCCCACUAUUUCUUCUCCUCAUCAUCAUCAUCAUCUAUUCUCAAUUCGUUUCGUUCCCAAAUUAGGGCACUCAAUUGCCUCCGAAAUCUAGCUCUACACUCUCCCCUUCUUCUUCUUCUUUUUCUUGCUUUCUUCGUCCCUGAAUCAAUCCCCAAACCAAACUAAUUCCAGUCGGACCUGCAACAAUCGUAUUGAAGCAUCGCUUACAGUGACACCGAAACCUUACGUGAGGGUUGGAGUUUUGUAGUUUGGUUUGUUCCGAAUGGAUGUGGAGAGGUAUGAACAGCGUGAGGAGAGAUAUGAUCGAGAUGACUCUCCGGUGAGAGAGCAGCGGGAGGAUGGGAAUUCUGAUGAUUUAGAAGAGAAUGUGAGCAGGCAUAGGAGCAAGCAUAGGAAGAAGAGUAGCCGAGGGGAAGAGAGGGAUAGUAGAAGUAAAGACCGGGAUAGGUCGAGGAGAAGUGGUGGUGGUGAUGAUGUUGUCAAGGAAAGAGAGAAAGAAUCUAAAGAUUUGGAAAAGGAUCGUGUGUCUAAGGAAAGGAGGAAGGAUGAUAGGGAUGAGCGAUAUAAGGAUAGGAGUAGAGAUAACAAGGUGAGGGAGAGAGAUUAUGAUCGAGAGAAGGAGCAUGAGAGGGGGAAAGACAGAAAGGAUCGAGGGAAGGAUAGAGAGGGAGACAAGGAUGGUGAUAAAGGACGAGACAAAGAGAGGGCGAAAGAGAAGAUUAGGGAUAGGGAGAUCGAAGGAAAGGGAAAGAGACAGGGCUAAAGAAAAAGAAAGAGAAAAGGAGAGAGAAAAGCAUAAAGAUCGAGAGAAGGGGAGGGAAAGCUUGAAGGAUACAGAUAGGGAGAAGGGGAAAGAUAAAUAUAGGGAAAAGGAGAGGGAGGCAGAUCAAGAUAAGG